Molecule: messenger RNA, 2423 nt
Organism: Ceratosolen solmsi marchali
Lineage: Eukaryota; Metazoa; Arthropoda; Insecta; Hymenoptera; Agaonidae
Product: organic cation transporter 1
Exons: 9
Coding region: 131-2359 (742 amino acids)
Biological process (GO): transmembrane transport
Cellular component (GO): membrane
Molecular function (GO): transmembrane transporter activity
Source: RefSeq, a predicted model, not a curated record
GAGAGAGAGUGAAGGACGCGCGCGAUAAAAGUGAGCUCUCGAGCCAUGCGAAUAGGACAUGCAGUGUGACUCGGGAGCAAGGAGGACCGUCGUCAGCAUCCCCGGCGUCAUUACCUGAAGGAGCGGGAAAAUGAGCUCGAUCGACUUCGACGAGGUGCUCGUGCACGUCGGGGAGAAGGGACGCUACCAGAACAUCAUGUACUAUCUGCUCUGCAUACCGGCUACCUUACCAGCCGCUUUCCUCGCCUUCUCCCAGGUGUUCGUGAGCGCUUCGCCGGAACACUGGUGCCGGAUACCAGAGCUAGACAAUCUGACGAAGAUCCUAAGUCUGGAGGAUCGCAAGGCCCUUUCCUUGCCCUACAAAAAUAAGUCGGACAGUAAGCGCGACUACUCCAAGUGCCUCAUGUACGACGUGAAUUACACGGCGAUCAUCGAGUCCUGGCUGAGCGCCUCCUACGGAGAUGGGAGCCCUGGGUCCUCGGUGGACGUCCUCGGGCCCGUCUUCGAGGAUGUGCUGCGGGUCGGCCUGCCGCUGGACGGCUUCGGCGACGAGUCCCGCAGCUCCACCGUCAAUCCGGCCUCGCUCCUUCGCUUCCCCAGGCGCCUGCCCCCGCCCCCGGUCAGCGACCCCAGCUGGCCCAUGGUCUACUGUCGCCACGGCUGGAACUACGACAACAGGGACUACGACAGCACCCUCGUUACCGAGCUAGAUCUCGUAUGCGACAACAGUUGGUGGCCUUCGACAUCGACAACCUUCUUCUUUGUGGGCAGCCUCUUCGGCAACGUCGUAUUCGGCUGGAUAGCCGACAAAUGGGGCAGGAGGACGGCAUUUUUAGCGAUCAUCUUCCUCGAGGUUAUAUUCUCAAUAGCAACAAGUUUCAGUCCGAAUUAUGUCGUGUACACCGCGUUAAGGACCAUUAACGGUCUAUUUUUUCCUGCCAUUUAUCAGAUACCUUUCAUUCUGGCCCUUGAGCUAAUGGGUCCGAGGUACAGGACAUUCGCUGGUAUGGUGAUAUGUAUUUUUUUUGCUACAGCCAUGUCAUUGCUGGCGCUUUUAAGUUACUUGCUAAGGAAUUGGUAUACACUUUCGCUGGCUAUUUCCGUACCAUUCGUCUUACUAUUUAGUUAUUAUUGGAUUAUCCCAGAAUCACCAAGAUGGUUACUUAGUAAAAACAGAAUCGACGAGGCGGAAGUAAUUGUACAAACAAUGGCUAGAAUCAAUGGUAAACCGGUGCCUCCAAAUUUUCUUCGGACAAUGGAGCUUGAAAUAAUGCGAAGACAAGGAAUCGCUUGCAACGGCAGAAAUUCCGGCGAAUUAACAGCAGUGGAUCUCGAGUCGGAAAACAGGGUACAAUCGAUCUCGGCGACGCCCAUGGAUUUACUAAGAAAUCCAAAUAUUCGAAAAAAGUUUUUCAUUCUGGCUUUCGACUGGGUUGCAAAUGCCGUCGUCUACAAUGGACUUUCUUACAACACAACGAAUCUUGGAGUUUCAGAUUAUCUCGCUUUUUUCAUAGGCGGAGUAGUUGAAAUCCCAUCGUAUAUUGUUACUUGGUAUGCUAUGGAUAGAUUAGGAAGGCGAUGGGUCCUGUGCAUGACGAUGCUUCUUGGUGGAGUUGCUUGUGUCUCCUGCAUGUUCGUUCCCGAAGAUGCUGUGUGGGUGACGGUAUCGCUGGCGAUGGUCGGCAAGUUCGGCAUCGCCGCGUCCUUCGCCGUCUUUUACGUGUUCGUCGGGGAGCUGCUACCGACGGUGUUGAGGUCGCAGGCGAUGGGUAUCGCCUCUUUCAUCGCCGGCAUCGGUCUCCUCACCUUCCCCUACAUCGUCCACCUGGCGGUCUACUGGAGGGUGCUGCCCCUCAUCGUCAUGGGCUCACUCAGCGUCGCCGGGGCCAUCACCUCCAUAUUCCUGCCCGAGACUCUCAACAUCCAUCUCCCUCAAACGAUCGAGGAGGGCGAGCUUUUUGGCGCGGACUUCAAGCUCUGGUCGUGCCCAACCUUGCCCGCCAAGACAAAGAAGCGCGAGGAGUCGGAGCACAUGCCGCUAAAGUACCUGGCCAACGGAGGUCUCGAGCGUCGGACCUCGAGCUCGGGAGACGGCGCCGAGGUCCCAUCGGUCGCCCCAGUCCUCGGAUCCGGCAUCAGCCCCUGUAGCAGCCCCAGCAGUAGCUCCAGUAGCGGCAGCACCAGGAAUGGCACCAACAACGAGAGCCACUUGUUGGAGAGUCGGAGCUGCUUGUCACACGGUUCAAGCAACGAGGAGGUAAACUUAAGCCGAACGGUGCCGAGGGUCGAGCGCCGACGCGCCAUCGUCGUCGAGGGCCCUGUGCGCUCCACCGUCGUCGGGAUACGUAGCGAAAAAUGAGGGGUAGAAGAAGAUAAGCAAGCUUGAAAGCCGACGGAAAGUAGGGUGGGACGUCUCUUAUUUU